This is a messenger RNA of Coregonus clupeaformis (lake whitefish), 473 nucleotides long. RefSeq names its product hemoglobin subunit beta-like. The transcript has 3 exons. Gene Ontology annotation, cellular component: blood microparticle; haptoglobin-hemoglobin complex; hemoglobin complex. Bases 16 to 462 code for a protein of 148 amino acids. Gene Ontology annotation, molecular function: oxygen carrier activity; heme binding; oxygen binding. Lineage: Eukaryota; Metazoa; Chordata; Actinopteri; Salmoniformes; Salmonidae. The record is from RefSeq and is a predicted model, not a curated record. Gene Ontology annotation, biological process: hydrogen peroxide catabolic process; oxygen transport.
CUCAUAAACGUCAAUAUGGUUGAGUGGACAGACUUCGAGCGCGAAACAAUCCAGAGCAUCUUUGGGAAGAUGGACUAUGAUGACGUGGGCCCCGCGGCUCUUUCCAGGUGUCUGGUCGUGUACCCCUGGACCCAGAGGUAUUUCGGUAACUUCGGAAACCUGUACAACGCAGCUGCCAUCCAGGGAAACCCCAAGGUAGCCGCUCACGGAAAGACCGUCUUGCACGGACUGGACCGGGCUGUCAAGAACAUGGAUGACAUCAAGGCCACCUACGCUGAGCUUAGCGUGCUGCACUCCGAAAAAUUGCACGUGGAUCCCGACAACUUCAGGCUCCUCGCCGACUGCAUCACCGUGUGCGUGGCCGCCAAGCUCGGUCCCGCCGGUUUCAGUGCUGAUACUCAGGAAGCCUUCCAGAAGUUCCUGGCUGUCGUUGUGUCCGCUCUCGGCAGACAGUACCACUAGAGCGUCACUCG